This is a messenger RNA of Lindgomyces ingoldianus, 2784 nucleotides long. Its product is annotated as actin-like ATPase domain-containing protein. The transcript is spliced from 5 exons. Gene Ontology annotation, biological process: double-strand break repair; regulation of DNA-templated transcription. The record is from RefSeq and is a predicted model, not a curated record. Bases 469 to 2652 code for a protein of 727 amino acids. Lineage: Eukaryota; Fungi; Ascomycota; Dothideomycetes; Pleosporales; Lindgomycetaceae. Gene Ontology annotation, cellular component: Ino80 complex.
GAGCCUUACCCUCGUCCCUUCCCGAUUCUGCGCAGCAUUUCGACCUUGACAGCCACCGAAUUCGGAAAACCCACUGUCUUGAGCUAGGGCAAAGCGCUCUGACCUAACGACACAAAGUAGAUCCGUCCUCGAUUGCGACUUGACGCUCACUUUGUUUGACGACGACCGCUUUUGUUCGAGAGACGUUGGGCAUUUGCAAGGCUAUACCAAGCCGAAGCCGGCAUCAACUUAGGCAUAACAGACCUUGAAGACUGAGAACAAGGGAAAUCGGGGUCUUUAGGUAGCGGGUAGCCAGGGGCUCUACUCGCGGAAAGAGGCAACGAAGAUAAAUAUUCUUGCUACUUCGGGGGUGCUGGCAGAGAAGACCACAAAGAAGGACGUGUAGGGCCUUUUGGUAGAUCUGGCAGAGCUGGCAGUAAACACUCCCAAGUGAAAGACUCUUCUGUUGAAGGUUCACCGUCCGUCACAAUGGUUGGGAAGAAAUCGGGGAGGGCUCUGAUGAGAGAGGAAGGUCUCGAGCGGACGGACAACAACAUGGAAACCACAUCCUGGCCGCAGGUUGCCCCGAUCAACCAGAAAAACUACUACACAGAGUUCAUGAAGCGCGAAGAUCAAUAUCUCGCCUUCCGAACCCAGGAGGAAGAAGCCCGAAAUCGCAUGAUCCAAGAAGCGAGAGAUAAAGAUCGCGCACUAGCGCUAGGAGUCCAAGCACAAGGACUCGUGGCCGUCAAUGAAGAGGGUGUGGCGGAAGAGACCACAGCUUCAGUUGCGACGAAAGAAGCGUACCUCUCAAAGCUCAUUAUCCUACACCCUGGCAGCCAGAAUCUGAGGAUAGGUUUGGGUACCGAUGCCUUACCCAAGACCGUUCCAAUGGCUAUCGCACGAAAAUGGAAGGAGAACGAAGCAGAGGAGGACGGGGGAGAGCCUAGCCCAAAACGCCUAAAGGUCGACGGAGUGGUUCCUGCAUCUGCAUAUCCGGAGAAGUGGUUUGGUGAAGAUUUUGCCAAUCAAUAUCAAGCGAUGUGCUCGGAAUUGCGGACCAGGAUGCGUCACAACAAGCGCAGAGUCCUUCCAAAUUCCAAGGAGCUAGUUAUCAACUUCAAUCGACGCACUCCUCACGAAGAGAUUUCGGAACACAACGACGUGAAUAGGAUCGAGUGGACGGAAUUGCCGCCGAAUCCAAAGCAGGCACCCGAAUUUUUAACUGGGCAAGCGGCGCUUCGAAUACCCGAGGCAUCAAAUCCUCGAUACAAGUUGUUCUGGCCCAUACGAAAUGGCGCCCUCAACGAGAAAGACUACCGUGAUCGAAAUCAAAUCUACCACGACAUUUCUAAGAUUUACGAGGAGGCUUUCAAACGGGAGCUUGGAAUCACGAGGCUAAAGGAUCUGGCCAACUACAAGUGUGUCUUCCUGAUACCUGACCUUUAUGAGCGUAAAUAUGUGGAAAUGAUGCUGGACAUCUUGAUUCGGGAUCUAGGGGUAGGCAAAGUGUGUCUACAGCAAGAGAGCCUUUCAGCUACUUUUGGCGCGGGGUAUUCAAUUUCUUGCAUUGUCGAUAUUGGAGCUCAGAAGACGUCGAUAUGCUGCGUUGACGAAGGUCUUUGCAUUGAGGAGUCACGCAUCAAUAUUAAAAUCGGUGGAGCGGACGUGUCGGAAACCUUCAUCAAGAUGAUGCUCUACGAUCACUUUCCGUACGCGGAGAUAAACCUGAAACGCCGGUACGACUUUUUGCUGGCGGAAGAGCUGAAGCAGAAGUACUGCUCCAUGGACGAGGCUGAUGUUACCGUAAAGCCGGCAGAGUUCCACUUACGGGCUUCGGGACAGGAUACAAGACUUUAUCAUUUCAAGACCUACGAUGAGACUAUGCUCUCGGUCAUGGGUCUGUUUAAACCCUCAAUUUUCGACCAAUCUAGCAAGUUAGAGGGCCGAAGGAAGGUCAUACCUCGCUCUGUUGACCUUUAUGACGGAUCCCCAAACGACCCUAUAUCAUCCGCUCAAUUAGCUGUCAUUGAAGCAGUGGGAGGAAAAUCUACCUCCGUAAAUAGCACACAGGAUUCAUCGUCCAAUUCUAUUGCCCUCAAUUCGACGCCAAACCGCUCACAGCAAUUCAAUCUUCUGAGCCGCCUGAAAGACGAGGCUGAACUUACGCCUCGAUCAUCUGUAGCAGGAUCACCAGGGCCGGAGGGUACCCCAAAUCCGGACCGAGACACCCCCGUAGGAGAUUCUGACCAGGCUUUGAUCUUCCGUGACCCGGUCCUAGAAAAAACGAAGCAAGCCGAAGAGCGCGACAAAGUUGUACCGAUCAUGCCUUUGGACCAUGCCAUUCUAGAAAGCCUUUCGCAGGGCGCCCGAGGUGAUGACCGCAAGCUUCGAGAUUUGUUUGGAGGGAUCAUGCUUGUCGGAGGCGGCAGUAAGACACCUGCGCUUCUUACUUUCCUCGAGACUCGGCUUAGGGAGUUGAGGCCUUUCUAUGGGAAGGAGAUAUUAGUCGGGCCUCCACCAAGGGAGUUUGACCCGCAGGUUGUGGCGUGGAAAGGUGGAAGCGUUUUUGGGAGGCUGUCUCCAAGCGGCAAUGACAGCUGGGUCAAUCAGGAUGAGUACGAAAAGCUCGGAGCCAGGAUACUUGUUCAUAAGUGCAUGUUUCCGUGGUAGCCAGCGCCUUCUCAUAGUGGGGAUUCUAAGUACGACAGUGGUUAGGUGGAGGAAGGGCAGGGUAAAGUGAACCUUCUUGGGCAUGGCAUACCGAACAUCUGUGUUAGAGCACUUCAGUGAAAUAUAUAUGAG